GAGGCGUUAGCUGCACUUGGGUUGACAAGGUUCCGUUCUUCGAGUGUGGAGACUGUCCGCCGGGGUUUGAAGGGAACGGUCGCUUCUGUUCACCGGAAGAUGGUUGCGGUGAUGACCCAUGCUUCCCGAGAGUCAACUGCACUUGGACGGACCGGGAGCCGUUCUUCAAGUGCGGACCAUGUCCGACGGGGUUCGUAGGAGAUGGAAUGACCUGCAGCAGGAAUCCUUGCCUGGAGAAUCCGUGCUACGACGGAGUCAGCUGUCAGAUGCUACCGUCGGAACCGUUCUUCAGCUGUGGCGACUGUCCGGUAGGGCUAGCUGGCGAUGGGAUUCUCUGCGCGAAGGACAGCGACGCGGACGGAUAUCCGGACGGGGAGGACAACUGUCCGCGGCAUCCAAACUCCGGACAGGAAGAUACGGAUCGCGACGGGGAGGGAGAUGCUUGCGAGGAGGAUGUCGAUGCGGACGGCGUUGGCAAUCUGGCGGAUAACUGUCGGUACGUUUCGAAUCCUGCGCAGGAGGACUUCGACGGGGACAAGAUUGGCGAUGCUUGUGACAACUGCGCAAAGGUUUCGAACCGAAAGCAGACGGACGUCGACGGUGAUGGGCGAGGAAAUGAGUGUGAUGACGACAUUGAUGGAGAUGGAUUGGUGAAUGAGCGGGACAACUGCGCGUUUGUUUACAAUCCGGAGCAGGAGGAUGACGACGGGGACGGAGUUGGGAACGGGUGCGACAACUGCCGGAUGAAACACAAUCCGUUCCAGGAAGAUUCUGAUGGUAAUGAGGUUGGAGACGCGUGCUCGUCGGAGGUGGAUUCGGACGGAGAUGGAUUUCAGGAUGAUUUGGACAACUGUCCGCUGGUGGAAAACUGCGCUCAGUUGGACACGGAUGGAGAUGGAAUUGGAGAUGCUUGUGACGAGGACAGGGAUAAUGAUGGAGUGCUGAACGGAUUGGACAACUGCGAACUGAUUCCGAACGCGGGUCAGGGGGAUGUCAACAGUAAGUUACUUGGAGGACUUAGACACUUUCAAUCUACUAGAUAAUUGCAGGAAACGGAAUUGGUGACAGUUGCGAGAACGAUCUGGAUGGAGACAGCAUCGUAGAUUGGA
This is a messenger RNA of Culex quinquefasciatus (southern house mosquito), 1109 nucleotides long. RefSeq names its product cartilage oligomeric matrix protein-like. The transcript has a single exon. Gene Ontology annotation, molecular function: calcium ion binding. Gene Ontology annotation, biological process: cell adhesion. NCBI's taxonomy places the organism in Eukaryota, Metazoa, Arthropoda, Insecta, Diptera, Culicidae. The record is from RefSeq and is a predicted model, not a curated record. Bases 207 to 1043 code for a protein of 278 amino acids.